Messenger RNA from Eufriesea mexicana, 1854 nucleotides. It is a transcript of the gene Pif1, whose product is annotated as Pif1 DNA helicase. Lineage: Eukaryota; Metazoa; Arthropoda; Insecta; Hymenoptera; Apidae. The transcript has a single exon. The coding region runs from base 1 to 1854 and encodes 617 amino acids. The record is from RefSeq and is a predicted model, not a curated record. Gene Ontology annotation, biological process: DNA repair; telomere maintenance. Gene Ontology annotation, molecular function: ATP hydrolysis activity; DNA helicase activity.
AUGGAUCAAAAUAAUGUUUCAGUGUCAUGCUCCGUCAUAAUCGAAUGGAUUAACUCUCAAGGUUCGAUACUGAAGAAAGUAAACCAUCGAUCAGCAACAUUAUAUUUAAUUCGAAAUGAUCAUCGUGAAAUGUUCAUCGAAGUACAUGCAGAAAAAGCAAAAACAAAGACGAAGCUAUUGGUGAAAUCUAUGUCCGUUUUUAAUAAAUUUAUGACUGAAGGAAAGGCUUCUAUUAAGUUUAAAGACGAAAAUUGUACAUUAUUCUUAUCAAAUGCACCGACAGCCCAAUUAAUCAAUUUUCUGAAAACUGUCUAUAUCAAAAUUUCAAGUCAAUCAGAUGAAGAGAUGAAAAAUCCAUUAAAGAAGAAAUUUCUCAAUACAACGCUCGAUGCUCAUCAUCAGGAAAUCAGUCCCGUGACAAGUAUUGAAAUAAAUAAAGCCAAACAAAACGCUAUCAGCGUAUCACGUGCAACGAUUACAACACCAUCGCCUAGCGCCGUUAAAAAGAGGAAGCAGUCAGAUCAGAGUACAUCGAAAUCAUGUAUCGUGAAGAAAUUGUACGAAACCCCAAAGAAAGAACAGAUUACGGACGAACAAAAUAAAAUUUUGAAUGCAGUACUUAGUGGUAAAAAUGUCUUUUUUACUGGCAGCGCGGGUACUGGAAAAUCGUUCUUAUUGAGGACGAUAAUAGCGGCCCUGCCUCCCGAUGUCACGGUGGCUACAGCAAGCACAGGAGUAGCAGCUUGUCAUAUAGGGGGACAAACUUUACAUCAGUUCUCAGGAAUUGGGUUAGGAACCGCAAAUUUAGAGAGAUGCGUGCAAAUGGCAUCCCGCAAUUCUUCUGCUGCCUCGUGGAGAAAAACGAAACAUUUAAUUAUAGAUGAAAUUUCUAUGGUAGACGGUGAUUAUUUCGAUAAGAUCGAAGCUGUUGCAAGACACAUUCGUAAAAGUGAAAGACCAUUUGGGGGAAUACAAUUGAUAUUGUGCGGAGACUUUUUCCAACUUCCACCAGUUUCUACAAAAGACAAGAACACGAAGUUUUGUUUUCAGAGUGAAGCAUGGGAAAAGUGUGUACACUUUAAUUUCGAAUUACAAACUGUUCAUAGACAAAAAGAUCCUGAGUUUGUCAAAAUUUUAAAUAGUAUCAGAAUAGGCAGAGUAACUGACGACAUUGCAGAAAGACUUAAAGCAACCGCUAAACAAAAAAUAGAAAAUAAUGGUAUUUUAGCAACAAGACUUUGUUCUCAUGUAAACGAAGCUGAAGAAAUUAAUGAACAUCAGCUAAAUAGUUUAGAAGGUGAAUCUAAAAUUUACAUAGCCCAAGAUUCUGAUGUUUCAAUGACUAACACUUUGAAUCAACAAUUGACCGUUCCUGACAAACUAAUAUUAAAAGUAGGUGCUCAAGUAAUGCUGUUAAAGAAUGUUAAUAUUUCUGAUGGUCUAGUAAAUGGAGCCAGGGGUGUAGUUACAAAGUUUGUGGAUAAUGUACCAAUAGUUCAAUUUAGAUCAGGAUUACAAUAUCGCGCGAAGCUAGAAAAGUGGAAUUUAAAAACAAAUUUAGGAACUGUUGUUCAUAGAAAACAGAUUCCAUUAAAAUUAGCAUGGGCUUUUUCUAUUCAUAAAAGUCAGGGAUUAACUCUAGACUGCAUUGAAAUGAGUCUUGCAAGAGUCUUUAACGCUGGUCAGGCAUAUGUAGCCCUAUCCAGGGCACAAAGUUUGCAAUCCUUGAGAGUUUUGGACUUUCAUAGUCAACAAGUGUGGGCUCAUACAGAUGUGCUUAUGUUUUAUAAGAAAUUUAGAAGGAACUUGCAAGAAAUGGAAAUGAUUCCUUUAGGAAAGAAGCAAAGAAUAUAA